AUGGUCGGCCAGCUACCACUCCAAGACCUCAAAGUCCUCGAGUUCGCCGGCCUCGCCCCCGGCCCCUUCGCCGGCAUGCUCCUAGCCGACGCCGGCGCCUCAGUCCUGCGCAUCGACCGCGCGAUCCCGGGGCAGACACAUCAAACACAUCCAAAGGACAGCAGCACAUCAAACCCAAACCCCCAUAGCCCGUCAUCACCACCACCACCACCGCCGCCCACCCCCGACAUGCUAGCCCGGCACAAAUCCAGCAUAGCAGUAGACCUCAAGUCCCCCCGCGGCACCUCCCUAAUCAGAACCCUAGCGCGUGAAGCCGACGUGCUAAUCGACCCCUUCCGCCCAGGCGUCCUCGAGAAGCUCGGCCUCGGACCAAGCGUGUUAUGUGCUGAAAAUGCAAACCCGCGCCUCAUCUACGCCCGCAUGACGGGCUUCCGCCGCGACGGCCGCUACGCCGCCAUGGCGGGCCACGACAUAAACUACCUAGCCGUAUCGGGCGUAUUAUCCCUCCUCGGCACCGCGGACCCAAGUGAACCGCCGCGGCCGCCUUGGAAUAUCCUGGCUGAUUUCGCUGGUGGUGGUGCUGUGCUGGUCCAGGGGAUUAUGAUGGCCCUGCUGGCGCGCGAUCGCCCGGGUGGUAAUGGUGGUAGGGGUCAGGUCGUCGAGGCCAACAUGGUAGACGGAUCCUCCUACCUAGCCACCUUCCCACGCAUGGCACUAAAAACGCCCCUAGGCGCCGGUCCGCGCGGGACUAACCUCCUGGAUGGCGGCGCGCCGUUCUAUUCCGCCUACACCACGCGCGACAACAAAUACGUCGCCGUCGGCGCGCUAGAACCGCAGUUUUUCGCUCUGCUGAUCAAGGGGUUGGGACUGGAGGGGCAUGGGUGGGAGGCGAAGCAAAAUGAUCGGGCUUGUUGGGCGGAGAUGCGGAGGGUGUUUGCGGCGGGUUUUGCGGGGAGGACAAGGGGGGAGUGGGAGGGCGUGUUUGAUGGGACGGAUGCUUGUGUUACGCCGGUGUUGGGGUAUGGGGAGUUGGAAAAGGGGCAGCGGUUGGGGGAGGGAAGGGAGGGAAGAAGGGAGGGCGAUCAGAGGCCGAUCGUAGGGUUGCGGGAUACGCCCUGUCUCGCCGUCGACGAGCGGGUUUCGGAUCCGAGCAUGCAGGGCAGGGGCGCUGGGGUGCCGGGCGGUGGGUAUGUGCCGAGUCCGCUGGCGCCGGGCGAGGGCGGCGAGGAGGUGUUGAGACGGUGGGUUGGGUGGAAUAGGGGGACGGAGUUUGAUGUUGAGGGAGGGGGGUUGGUGUUGAAGGAGAAGGAGAAGGAGAAGUCGAAGCUGUGA
Molecule: messenger RNA, 1332 nt
Organism: Anthostomella pinea
Lineage: Eukaryota; Fungi; Ascomycota; Sordariomycetes; Xylariales; Xylariaceae
Source: the annotation of a GenBank genome assembly